Eimeria mitis is the source of this 336-nucleotide messenger RNA. RefSeq lists its product as uncharacterized. The record is from RefSeq and is a predicted model, not a curated record. NCBI's taxonomy places the organism in Eukaryota, Apicomplexa, Conoidasida, Eucoccidiorida, Eimeriidae. Bases 1 to 336 code for a protein of 111 amino acids. The transcript has 2 exons.
AUGCCCCGCCCUAUCUCCCGCACCAACUGGCUACGCCUGCAGCAGCAGCAGCAGCAGCAGCAGCAGCAGCAGCAGCAGCAGCAGCAGCAGCAGCAGCAGCAGCAGCACAGCAUGAAUAGCAGUAGAUGCAGUAGAAGCUGCAGCAGCAGCAGCACCAAGAGCAGCAGGCCCCAAGGCAGUGUGUUGUUGCAGCAGCAGCAGCAGCAGCAGCAGCAGCAUCACCACCACCACCACCAACACCAUCAGCAGCACCAGCAUCACCAGCAGCAGCAGCAGCAACAGCAGCAACAGCAGCAGCAGCAGCAGCAGCAACAGCAGCAGCAGCAGCAGAAGUAA